Ogataea philodendri is the source of this 1053-nucleotide messenger RNA. RefSeq lists its product as uncharacterized. Gene Ontology annotation, molecular function: oxidoreductase activity. Gene Ontology annotation, cellular component: cytoplasm. The transcript has a single exon. The record is from RefSeq and is a predicted model, not a curated record. Lineage: Eukaryota; Fungi; Ascomycota; Pichiomycetes; Pichiales; Pichiaceae. The coding region runs from base 1 to 1053 and encodes 350 amino acids.
AUGCCUUCGAAAUAUAAAGUGCUACUUGUGGGCAGUGGUGCCCUAGGAGUUGUUGCAGCAUACACUUUGGAAUACAACGGGUUUGCCGAGGUGACGGUGGUGGUUCGUUCUGGCUACAAGAAGGCUUCCACCGAGGGAUACAAAAUUGACUCUAUUCAAUUCGGAAAAAUUGAAAGCUGGAAACCAAGCAGAGUGGUUCCCAACGUGGAGGAGGCCAUUGCAAACGGCGAGGUGUACGACUACAUUUUCACCUCUGUGAAGAACCUGCCAGAUUCACCAACUCCGUGCGAACAGAUCUUGGAGCCCGUUUUGAAAGCCAAUACAAAAGCCACAGUGAUUCUGUGCCAGAACGGGCUUGACAUCGAGAAGCCGUUCUUGGAGAAAUUCCCAGGUCAUGUGAUUCUCAGUUGUGUUUCGCUGAUCGGGUGCACCAACAUCGACUGUGUGGUGAAUCAGAUGACCCCGGACAACGUGCAAAUCGGUGUGUUUGAGAACCCAACCAUCAAAGACAAGGAGGAAGCAGAACGAAAGCUGGACGAGUUUAUCUCCAUCUACAAGAUGGAGAACGGCAAGAACGUGGUGAAGAAGGACGUCAACCCAAGACUAACAAGAUGGCAGAAGCUCGUGUACAACGCUGCUAUCAACACGUCCACAGCAUUGACCGAUCUCGACUGUAGCAGAGCUGCCAUGGCCGGUUGCAAAGAAAGUAUUUGGAGACCGAUCAUGAGAGAGAUUUAUGCCAUUGCCAAGUCGGAUGGGUACAUUCUUCCUCCAGAUCUCGAGGAGAACAUGUUGAGGAUCUCUGACGGACUGUUCUACACCCCAUCGAUGCUGGUGGAUGUUCGGUUGAACAGAAUGGUGGAAGUGGAGGUAAUAGUUGGUAAUCCGCUAAGAAUCGCGCAGCGGAACGGUGUUGACGCGCCUCAUCUUUCGAUGACGUACCAUCUUCUGAAAAUGGUCCAGUUCAGAAUCAUGGAGAAACAAAAGAUCAUCACCGUGGACGACAGCGUUCGUGAGUUCAAGAACCCUGAUGCUCAGGAUAAUGUGCUCUAA